GGGGCCCCGGGCGUCCGACCCGCCGCUCUCCGCUGGCGGAGCUGACCAUCCCGGCAGUGGUCCUGGCUCGACCGUGAAAGAACAGCACAAGAAGAAACUUUUAAAGGCAUUGUUGAUUUGACUACGGCCCCGAUCCCCGAAAUCACAGGAAAGGGUUCUGAUAGUCGGUCAUACAGAGGAAGGCCUUGAACACGUGGAUUUUGGAGAAUCUGUUCUAAAAGUGUAAAAAGUGCAAAAGGAGAAAUACAAAUGUCUACCGCAAGACGAAAACGCAAUGUGUUAUGUUGUUUACCGUAAGCUGUAGUAAGAUGAGCUCAAUUGUUGACAGAGAUGACAGUAGUAUUUUUGAUGGAUUGGUGGAAGAAGAUGACAAGGACAAAGCAAAAAGAGUAUCUAGAAACAAAUCUGAAAAGAAACGUAGAGAUCAAUUCAAUGUUCUCAUUAAAGAGCUUGGAUCUAUGCUUCCUGGUAAUGCUAGAAAGAUGGACAAGUCCACUGUUUUGCAGAAGAGUAUUGACUUUUUACGCAAACAUAAAGAAAUCACUGCACAGUCAGAUGCUAGUGAAAUUCGACAGGACUGGAAACCUACAUUCCUUAGUAAUGAAGAGUUUACACAAUUAAUGUUAGAGGCUCUUGAUGGUUUUUUUUUAGCGAUCAUGACAGAUGGAAGUAUAAUAUAUGUAUCUGAGAGUGUAACUUCAUUACUUGAACAUUUACCAUCUGAUCUUGUGGAUCAAAGUAUAUUUAAUUUUAUCCCAGAGGGAGAACAUUCAGAGGUUUAUAAGAUACUCUCUACUCACCUGCUGGAAAGUGAUUCAUUAACCCCUGAAUACUUAAAAUCAAAAAAUCAGUUAGAAUUCUGUUGUCAUAUGCUUCGAGGAACAAUAGAUCCAAAGGAGCCAUCCACCUAUGAAUAUGUGAGAUUUAUAGGAAAUUUUAAGUCUCUAAACAGUGUAUCAACUUCAGCGCACAAUGGUUUUGAAGGAACUAUACAACGCACACAUAGACCUUCUUAUGAAGACAGAGUUUGUUUCGUAGCUACUGUCAGAUUAGCUACACCUCAGUUCAUCAAGGAGAUGUGUACUGUUGAAGAGCCCAAUGAGGAGUUUACAUCUAGACACAGUCUAGAAUGGAAGUUUCUAUUUCUGGAUCACAGGGCACCACCAAUAAUAGGAUAUUUGCCAUUUGAAGUUUUGGGAACAUCAGGCUAUGAUUAUUAUCAUGUGGAUGACCUAGAAAAUCUGGCAAAAUGUCAUGAGCACUUAAUGCAGUAUGGGAAAGGCAAAUCCUGUUAUUAUAGGUUCCUGACCAAAGGACAGCAGUGGAUUUGGCUUCAAACUCAUUAUUAUAUCACUUACCAUCAGUGGAACUCAAGGCCAGAGUUCAUUGUGUGUACUCACACUGUAGUAAGUUAUGCAGAAGUCAGGGCUGAAAGACGACGAGAACUUGGCAUUGAAGAGUCUCUUCCUGAGACAGCUGCUGACAAAAGCCAAGAUUCAGGGUCUGACAAUCGUAUCAAUACAGUCAGUCUCAAGGAAGCACUGGAAAGGUUUGAUCACAGCCCAACUCCAUCUGCCUCUUCCAGAAGCUCACGAAAGUCAUCUCACACAGCGGUCUCGGACCCUUCCUCAACACCGACAAAGAUCCCUACUGAUACUAGCACUCCUCCCAGACAGCAUUUGCCAGCUCACGAAAAGACGACACAGCGGAGGCCAUCCUUCAGCAGUCAGUCCAUAAACUCCCAGUCUGUUGGUCCAUCAUUAACACAGCCAGUGAUGUCUCAAGCUGCAAAUUUACCAAUUCCACAAGGCAUGUCACAGUUUCAGUUUUCAGCCCAGUUAGGAGCCAUGCAGCAUUUAAAAGACCAGCUGGAGCAGCGGACACGGAUGAUAGAGGCAAAUAUUCAUCGGCAACAAGAAGAGUUAAGGAAAAUCCAAGAACAGCUUCAAAUGGUCCAUGGUCAAGGGCUUCAGAUGUUUUUGCAACAAUCGAACUCUGGAUUGAAUUUUGGUUCCGUUCAACUGGCCUCUGGAAAUUCUAAUAUCCAGCAACUUACACCUAUAAAUAUGCAAGGCCAAGUCGUUUCUGGUAGCCAGAUUCCAAGUGGAAUGAAUACUGGACAUAUGACCACAAACCAGCAUGUGAUACAACAGACUCUACACAGUACGUCAGCUCAGCAGAGUCAACAGAGUGUAAUGAGUGGACAUAGUCAGCAGACGUCUCUUCCAAGCCAGACGCCCAGCACUCUCACAGCCCCACUGUACAAUACAAUGGUGAUCUCCCAGCCUGCGGCCGGGAGCAUGGUCCAGAUCCCAUCCAGUAUGCCCCAGAACAGUACUCAGAGUGCUACGGUAACUACGUUCACUCAGGACAGACAGAUAAGAUUUUCUCAAGGUCAGCAGCUUGUGACCAAAUUAGUGACUGCUCCUGUAGCCUGUGGGGCCGUGAUGGUGCCAAGUACCAUGCUCAUGGGCCAGGUGGUGACUGCCUAUCCGACCUUUGCCACACAACAGCAGCAGCAGCAGCAGCAGCAGCAGCAGCAGCAGCAGCAGAGUUCCCAAGAGCAGCAGCUUCCUGCAGUUCAGCAACCAUCUCAGGCCCAGCUGACCCAGCCACCACAGCAGUUUUUACAGACACCUAGGUUGCUCCAUGGGAAUCCUUCCGCUCAGCUCAUCCUCUCUGCUGCCUUCCCACUACAACAGAGCACCUUCCCUCCGUCGCAUCACCAGCAACACCAGCCUCAGCAGCAACAGCAGCAGCAGCUUAGUCGGCACAGGACUGACAGUCUGAGUGACCCUCCCAAGGUCCAGCCACAGUAGCACACACACUUCCUCUCUGACACUAGAGAGGAAGGGGAUGGCCAGAAAGUCACUCAGAUGACAUACGGUUAGAAGUUUAGCAGUUCUGUGAGGGUAGUCUUGAGUGUUCCAGUUCCUGGAUUAGUUGGAGAUGCUGCCCAGUGCUACAGAUGUACAUUAAAUACCAGCCAGUGGGGGAUUGUAGAGACACAGCCAAUUGGACAGUUUCUUUGCCCAGAUAUUUUUUUGAUGGAGAAAGAGUAUAUUGCCAAAUGUUAACAAGCUCAACUAUCCUGACCUUUACCGAAUCAGAAAAGCACUGACAGUGUUGGUAGCUUUAGUGGUUCUGUGCCUGGUAUCAUGUUACAGAGGACACACCACUGCCAGGGGUUUGCUUAGAUUGCCAUGAAGAUAGUCCAGUAGUUAGUAGUCCCCACUCCAAACUCCCCUCCCUGCUCAGAUAAUGAUGGAUCAGUGAUUCCUUUCAGAAUGUUGUGCAGGUUUGAAUUCUCUGUAUAGACGCUAUAUAGAUGUGUGUAUGUCUGGAUGGAGGAGAGAGCAAACCUUUGCGCAGCAUGAAAGCAUUAUCUGUCCCUUACAGGUAUGAGUACAUUUCAUUAGAUUUUGACACCAUGUACAAACUGAUAACACCUCCUUUUCAUUUUGUUUACAACAUAAUUGUGUUCUAGUCACUUUUUCCAGGGCACAAGUCUUUUUGUUUGUGCUUUGGCUGUGGUGUCAGUUUGUUCAGUGAGAUAUAAUGUGCUGCUGGGAAUGGAUUUUUUUUUUCAGGUUAAAUUAUUGCUAUAUUUCUUUCCAUUUAUUCAGAAAUAUCCCUAUUUCAUUAUUUUAAUUAUGUUUGAAAAUAGAAUUGCACUGUUUUAUUUUGGAUGGUUGGUUGAGAGUCUGAUCAUGUAUUUUGAUAUAUUUCAUAGUUGGAAUAUUUAUGUAAAUGGUUUUCAACAAGCCUGAAAGUGAUUUCAAGAAUGUUUCAGUUAUAAGAGUCAAAUUUGCACACAGAACAUUUUAGGCACUUUUUAACAUUCUCAGUGGUGGGAAUUUUAACUUUUAGGAUUUGUUGGAAUCCUUUUAUUAUCCUUAAAAAUUUCAAUGCUUCUUUUAGUCAAAAUGAUUCAGGGUUAUUUGAGGGGGAAAAACCCAUAGUGCCUUGAUUUUAAUUCAGGUGAUAACUCACCGUCUUGAACUCAUUGUCUGGUUUCAGUAGCAGUUUUGAAACCUUAGUACAUUUUUAGCAGCAUGUGGGUCUCAGUGUCAUCUCCAGUUCCCGUGAAGACUGCUCCGUCUCAUGGGCCACCUGAGUAGUAUCACAGUUGUUAAUGUGAUCCCAAAAUUAUUUCCAAAUUCUUUCUUCCUUUAAAGCUAAGUAGUCCUUUAAGAAUUACUGGUAAGCACUUGCUCAGAGGAAGGGUAGGAAUUGCCUUUAACCUUUGUCGAACCACGACUGUAACUCACAUGCUUUCUAAACAUGAAUUAAGAUUUCAUCUGGCAAUAUCAUACUCUACAGGUAAUAUACUCCAACGAAGUUACAUAGAUUUUAAAAGGCUUUUUUUUAGAUUUUAUGGUACUAAUAAUGAAAUUUUCAAUUAUAGAACAAACGAGAAAUAGAAAAUAGAAUAUAAAAUAUUACUGGGAAAAGGGAAGACAAGUGUGGCAAUUUAGAAUUGACUUUAAAAGAAAGUGUGUACCGGGUGAGGCUGCUAAACAGAGGUUCUCAGCAGUGAAAAUAACCUAAUGCAGAAUUUCUAGAUAAGGGCUCUGGGGAACACGGAGUCAGGUAUCUGUCCUCAGCUUUGUUGUCAUCCUUACGUAUGUCUUUGUUUUCCUGUUUACCUGGCUGCAGUUAAGUUAGAAAGUUAGUGGUGAAAAAGAACAGAACCAAAGAAAAUUGGUACCUACCCUUCUGCAAAGAAUCGUGGCUAGAUACCAGUCAGUAACCGACAUAUCAGUCUUCUAGUUGACACUCACAUGGACACCCGAAGAGCGGGGAGAACACAUGUAUGUAUAUCAAGCUUAUAUACAUGUGAUGAAAUUAAUGUGAAAUAGAGCACCCACAUUGCUUUUCUCCCCUUCCAAAUUGCCUUCUUGAUCUUAUGCCAUUCCAUGUCAUCUGAGUUGUGCCUCAUUUACUUUUUGGCAAUACCUAGUGAUAAGGAUUUAGCUAACAGGAGAUACAACGUACUAAUUACGUAAUUCUUGUUCUCCACAGUUCAUCUUCCUGCUUCAAUGCAGUUGAUAAUGGAGCACCAAGCCACUAACUUAGGUGUCCUGUCCACGUGGAGCGCGGUGCUAGGCAACACUUGUCAGCAUCAACUGCCUCUCAGCUCCUUAAUUCUUGCUUUCCCUGAAGGCAAACUGUCCCUGUCUGUAUCCUACAUAUAUUCAGCAUUCUGAUGAAGGUUGAUCUGUUGCCUGCUCUUCAUUUCUAUAGCCAAAGUUGUUGACUGAAACCUAAAUCUAAAAUCUAAAUUAUGAAAAGAUACCAAAUAGAAACAUUUCUUAGCUUCUUAUAAACUUCCCCUACUCUAUUUCAUGGGGAUUCAUUUUUCUUUAAAAUUUGGAUUCUGGGCAGCACUUUUUAGUUAAGAAAUUGUUCAAGUGCGGGUCAGAUAGGUUCUCGUUGCCCUGCAGGUACCUUGCUCUGGGCUGCUUCUGCAUGGAGUGUUGCUGAUCGUAUGGGAUGAGAACAGUACAGCCCAGAGCCUAGACAUUGGAAAGUACUCCUCUUUUCUUCCUUAGAGUAGUAACUAUGGAGGGGGCUGGGGAGCAGAUGUGGUGGGUGGGGCUGCAUACAAUUGAGCACUACAGGCCCUUCCCCAAGCUCCAGCCUAAAUUUAGGGGAGCUUUAGAGUGCUGUGCUCUGCUGUCGCAUAGACAUGGCUUAGGAAUGUACUAAUAAAAGAACGCCCGUGCUUUUGAAUAGUUUGUGAUAGAAAACUGUGCAAACUAGUGUGUGUUUGAGUUGUGUGUGCUGUAGUUGGCCGUUGCCUUAAAGCAGUCUCUUGAAGUUAGUUGGGAGCACUGAAGCAGUCCAGCUGUAUAAAGGGCAUUGUGUGGAGGGAGAUGAGCCCUGUCCAAGCCUUAGAAAGGGACCCUAAAGUAGUUGUCUACAGAGGUAGAUUCUUUUCACUUGGAUAUUACUGUGUGCUUAAAAUGUUUCCACUACAUUAAGGCAUUUUUUAAAAAGUGGAACGCAGAUAGCAUUUCUAGUAUUAUUUUUUCUGUUUGGUGAUUAGUUUGUUGGUAAGCAUUUGUGUAAAACGCGUUCAAGCUUAUCACCUUUCCAGUACCUGUGGUCCUGUUCUUAGUACCACAGAGUUCACAUGGAAGGUAAAAACACUGGAUAUUAAUAUUGCUGAGGGCAUAUAGCCAGGAGUAAGCUGACUGGAACUCUUCAGUGGUGGAGAAGAAACAGCACAAAGGCACUUGCCAUUUUCAUAGUGAUUAGAGAAAGAAACUUUUACGUUUGUCUGGAUUGAGUGAACACUCUUCUAAGAGGAGCUUCUGAAGUAAAUGCAAAGGAAAAGAGUUGACUAUUUUUAUAGCAUAUUUAAUAUAUUUGUAUAUAACUAUGAGUGUAGUAGGAACCCUCCACCCGCCUCCCACUUUUCUAAUCCCCCUCCCCCCUUUGCCAUAGCCCUAGUACAGCCUCAUCCGCAUGGGUAAUGUGCCUAUUGUCAGCCUACCUACCAAAAGAUAGUGCUGCUGCUUUCUGAGACAGGUGAGACCAGACUCUCAUGCCUGGGGAUCCUUUAUGGGAGGAAUAGCACACACUUAGAUCAACAUACCACAGUCUAAAAGCAUCAUUUUGAAAGGUAAUAAAGCACUUUAUUGCAAUUAUUCAUUUAGAUAAAGUUUGUAUCUUAGGCAUUAACCAUUUUUAAAGGAUCCCCUAAUCAUCACUUAGGUGAAAUUAUAAAUGACACAUUUCUGAGAAAUGUUUAGAUCCAGUGAACCGUAGCAGGUUUAUGGGAGUGAUUUCAAGGUAGCCAAAUAAACUCUGACUUUUGUUUUGAAUGUCGUGGAGUCAGGAGAUUGUAGAUGCGUAGUUCAUUUAAACACUAUUGUAAACCUAUCUUGCCUAUUGUGUGGACACCAAAAGAGACCAAUGAGCCUGUUUGUUUUCAGAGGUCUAGGAAAAUAUGCAUCUGUCUUGAGUAGAUACACAGAACUAAUCUAUCAAUGGUUGGUAGUAAUAUUUUAGGAUACGGUAAUUUCAAGAAUUAUUGAGUGUUUUAAAUGUGCCCUGAAAUGUUGGCAUGUCAUUUCAGCGUUCCCACUUGAGUUGCUCUUGUAAUAUUUUUGCACAAAAAAGACUGAGAAUGACUGCUUUGGUUGAAGAAAACUAUAAUUUGGUCUUAUUUUAAUGUCUCCUGUGGAAACACCGGAGGUAAAUUUUGUUGGUAGAGUUACUAAUUCAGGAUAUUUCAAACAGUGUUGAAUAGCUCACCAGAAAUUACGCAAAAGUAUAUAUUUAAAAAUUAAAAUUCUUUUUUUCCACGUGA
This is a messenger RNA of Myodes glareolus (Bank vole), 7321 nucleotides long. RefSeq names its product clock circadian regulator (gene Clock). NCBI's taxonomy places the organism in Eukaryota, Metazoa, Chordata, Mammalia, Rodentia, Cricetidae. The record is from RefSeq and is a predicted model, not a curated record. Gene Ontology annotation, molecular function: DNA-binding transcription factor activity, RNA polymerase II-specific; protein dimerization activity; E-box binding. Gene Ontology annotation, cellular component: cytoplasm; nucleus; CLOCK-BMAL transcription complex. Gene Ontology annotation, biological process: circadian regulation of gene expression; regulation of transcription by RNA polymerase II.